AUGAUUCCGUCUCUGUUCAUUCCUACAGACAUCGAGAAGGGCUGCGGCCAAUCCGGCAUCGACGACAUGCCCGAGGAGACGGAGGAGUGGGUGAAGCGGGGUGAGAGAGAUGGACAUAUAUCUGCUCACACGAAGAGAGACACAGACUUGGAUGACGGACGGGCGCACCAAGCCGGCUUCUUUGUUUCUACCUGUUCGAUACAGACAUGCUGAGGUGCAUCGGGCCGUGGAUCGAUGAGGGGGUCGACGAGAAGGAGGAAGGUAAGGAGAGUGACAUUCACUGACGGUGCAAGUGGUAUUUCAUCGCUGUAUGUAUGUGUCGAUUGGCUCUGUGUGCUGUGCUGCAUGCAGAGCCAAGGGGACAGCCCUCGGGGGUGGACCUGCGUGACAUGGACGCUCUGCUGUCAGAGCUGGGCGAACGAGGUCAGGGAACGGAAAGAGGGAGAGACAGAGAGAUGAGAUAGAUCAAGUUGGAUGAUUCCGUUCCUGUCUUUUCAUCGCUACAGAGAUCGAGAGCUGCUGCCGCCUGUCGAUCGAGGACCGUCCUGAGAAGACGGACGAGUGGACGAAGCGCGGUGAGAAAAGCGACCACUUAUCAGUAGACACGGAGAGACACGGAGAGAGACAGAGACUUGAAGGACGCACGAAGUUGUUUUCCUUGUUCCUGCCUGUUCAUCGCAGCACUCACCACGCACAGCCUCGAGCUGUGGAUCGACGAGGGGAUCUUCGACGACGCCAAAGGUGAUGGCAUGACAGAUAGACAGUGAUGGGCUGAGUAGGGCAGGGAACAAUGCAUCCAAUCAUGUGGCCAAUGAUGUGGUGUCUUCUUUGCCUGCAGCCUCACAGCACCCGCCCAAGGCCACCCCCACGCCGGCACGAGUUCUGCGCCCGCACCGCCGCUCGAAGGAGGACGACGAUAUCACCUACAAGACAUACCACCGCGAGGAAGGGAAUGGAGGCAGAGAGAGAGAGAGAGAGGGAAAGAUGAAAUAGACUUGGAUGCAUGGUUCUGUCUUUGUUCAUUCCUACAGACAUCGAAGAGGGCUGCGGCCAAUACGGCAUCGACGACAUCCCCGAGGUCUCAAGGGGGGAGACCUUGGGGAUGGAGGUGAACGACAAGGGCGACCCACUGCCAGAGUGGGCAAUGCGCGGUCAGAGAAGGGAAAGGAGGCAGGGAGGGAGAGAGAUGCGAAAACCUUACAUAAGUGGAUUAUUCCGUCUUUGUUCAUCCUUGCAGACAUCGAGAAGGGCAGCGGCUCAUGGCUCGAUGAUAUGCCCGAGGAGACGGAGGAGUGGGUGAAGCGCGGUGAGAGAUACGGACAUCUGUCUGCACACACGAAAAGAGACACAGACUUGGAUGAUGGCCGCAUAAAGCCGUCUUGUUUGUUCCUACCUGUUCGAUACAGACCUGAUGAGGAGCAGCGGGCCGUGGCUCGAUGAAGGGGUCGACGAGGAGGAGGGAGGUGAGGAGAGUGACACUCACUGACGAUGCGUGUGCUUAUUCGUUGCUGUAUGUAUGCGUUGAUUGGCUAUGUGUGCUCUGUAUGCAGCGGGCCGACGGCAGCCGCCAAAAGCCACGCCCAAGGCCACGCCCAAGCCCCCGCCCAGAAGCACCCCCACGCCCGCAAAAGUCCUGCCUCCCAGCCGCCGCACCAAGGACCACAAUAACAUCACCUACAGCGGAAGACUUGGUGACAGCGCUUGCGGCGAGCGCUGUCCCGAGGAUGCGCAUCCUGCGGCGCCAGAAAGCCGCCCCGCCCUCAACCCCCCACCGCCAAGGUUGCGGCGACAGGUGCAGACGACGGACUGAUGCCCGGACCUUGUCAAGACUCCCUGGGGCAUAUGGCCGAGAGGAAAGGAGGGUGUUGACUUGCUUGCUUGGGAUAGAGAUGUCCGUACGUUGGGCGCUUUCAGUGUGUAUUCGUGUGUGCUCGGGGCUGUCGAGGUGCCAUUUUUGGGGGGAAGGUGCCACCAUUGCUGCCUACAUUCUAUAUUUGUUGUCCGUGCCUCUUCUGAGCCUGUCUGUGUGUGGAAACACAAGACAAACAAUCGACAUAUACAGUCAAUCGGCAGAG
Molecule: messenger RNA, 2075 nt
Organism: Vitrella brassicaformis
Lineage: Eukaryota; Vitrellaceae
Source: the annotation of a GenBank genome assembly